AUGGCUGCGAACUUCUCGAUACAGCCCGUCGGGCGCUUUGCAGGGCCCAGCCAGCCCGUAAAGAGACCCAAGGAGUUUGCCUGCUUCUCGUACGAUGAAAACCACGAGUUUCGACUGGACGACUCUUCCUUGAAGUGGUAUUACACACCUCGCAUGGGGGCCGACUUGUCCAAGGGCUUCGAGAAGUUUCAGAAGCAAGACGACUCCCAGGAUGAGCACCUCGACAGCCUGCUCAAGGCCAUCAUGGCGCAUGAGCAGGAGACGGGCACCAAGAUCGACGCCAACUUCGUCACAUGGCGAGGCAUGAUGACCAAAAUCUUGGCAGCUUUGUUUGAGCAAAAUGAUGGCUUCAUCGAAGAGAACCACGCAUACAAAAUGGCCAUGCGCAAAAACGAAGCCCAUCGCCCACGACGAGGCGGGCCGCCUCCCGAGGUGAUGCAGUUUUGGGGAUACAAGUUUGAGACUUUGUCGACGAUGCCUGCGACGUGGGACGAGACAUCAAGAGACUUCAUCGAAGGCCGCGAGAACCACGUCGUCAACAACAAGGCACAGUACUGCUCCAUCGUCCGCACCGGAAUCGGCAAAGCCAUCCUCUGUCUCGGCGGCGAGGUCGACGCCAUCUGGGACUCCAAACCCGAGGAAAAGGGGGCGCCCAUCAAUUGGGUCGAGCUCAAGACGAGCGCCGAGAUCCGGAGCCACGGGGACAUGGACGCCUUCCACCGCAAGCUCAUGAAGUACUGGAUUCAGUCCUUUCUGCUCGGCGUGCCCAAGAUCAUUGUUGGCUUCCGCACCCGCGACGGCAUUCUCGUCGACCUCAACGAGAUUGAGACGCACCGAAUCCCAGAGACGGUCAACUCGCGACCCAACGCCAGGUGGAACGCCGACAUGUGCGUCAACUUUGCCUCGGCUUUCUUGGAAUGGCUCUCGAAAAUGAUCAAAGACGAAGGCGUCUGGAGGAUAGCCCGGCGACAGCACUCAUCCGUCAUUGAGCUUUACAGAGUCGAGGCCACGGGCCAUGGAAACAUCUUACCGGAGGAGUUCAAGAAUUGGAGGAUCAAGCUGGCCCUCGGCCCUGACCCAGAAGGCACCAGGGCGCCGUCCCCAAAUCGCCAAGAGACCUGA
Messenger RNA from Hirsutella rhossiliensis, 1122 nucleotides. RefSeq names its product RAI1 like PD-(D/E)XK nuclease domain-containing protein. Gene Ontology annotation, biological process: nuclear-transcribed mRNA catabolic process; NAD-cap decapping. Gene Ontology annotation, molecular function: mRNA 5'-diphosphatase activity. Gene Ontology annotation, cellular component: cytosol; nucleus. The record is from RefSeq and is a predicted model, not a curated record. The transcript is spliced from 7 exons. NCBI's taxonomy places the organism in Eukaryota, Fungi, Ascomycota, Sordariomycetes, Hypocreales, Ophiocordycipitaceae. The coding region runs from base 1 to 1122 and encodes 373 amino acids.